AUGUUCCCCCAGCUCCUGUAUAUGCUAUGGGCAAUUGCCUUCCACCUCCCCCUUGCCGCGUCGCAAUCCAAUGCCACAGCCCAGGAUCCUCACACGGAUCCCUUCUACCAACCUCCGCCUGGCUUCGAGACAUCACCGCCAGGCACCAUCUUCCGCGAGCGCGUGAUCGCUACCUCCUUCUUUGGCAUCGUCCCUGACCCCGUGGAAGCACACCAACUGCUCUACCGUACCACCGCCAUCAAUGGGUCUGCCAUCACUUCGGUCACGACCGUCUUCAAGCCCGCUCGCCCUCUGACCGAUCGAUUCGUCUCCUUCCAUACCGCAUACGACAGUGCGUCCGUCACCUGCGAUCCCAGCUACCAGUACCAGCUCGGCGUCGUCCAGACCGAUCUCAUUUCCACUUUCGAGUUCCUCUUCCUACAGCGACACCUCCUACACGGGUACAUCGUAUCUGCUCCAGAUCACGAAGGUCCUGAUGCCGCUCUCGGUGCCGGUCGCUUGGCAGGAAUGGCGGUGCUAGACAGCAUGCGUGCGGUUAUCAACUAUAACAAGACUAUUGGGUUCUCGACUUCUCGUCCCGCCAUCGCAGCAACAGGAUACUCUGGCGGAGCAAUUGCAACAGGCUGGGCUGCGUCUCUUCAUUCCUUCUACGCUCCGGAGCUGAACGUGUUCGCAUGGGUUAUGGGAGGAACACCCAGCAACUUGACCGGUACAUUCUAUUACCUCGAUGGCAAGAUGUACAGCGGCUUCAUUCCCGCAGCGAUUGACGGACUCUCUAAGCCUAGCGCGUACGGUCCCCAGCUCCUACCCAUCAUGGAUGCUAUCGCCACCGAGCAAGGCAAACUGCUUCUGAACUACGCCAAUACACACUGCGUUCCAGCGGACCUGGGCCACUGGCCCAACAAGUCCAUGUUGUCCACCGACGUUCAGAUCCUCGGACCCGACCUCCUCCUUGAACCGACCGUUCAUUCCGUCCUGGGCGAGAACCUUCUAGGUGCACACCCCGAAGACACCCCGAUUGCCCCGGUUCUUGUUUAUCACGGCCUGAAGGACGAAAUCAUUCCAUAUGAAAAUGUUCCCAUAAUGGUCGACGCGUGGUGCAACGCAGGUGCCACUGUCCACUUCACAACAUACGUGAACGGAGGCCACGCGAGGACUCUGCUCGGCAGUCUAACAGACACCGCCGAGUACAUUGACAGUGCAUUCAACGGCUCGCUUUCGUGGGGCUGCUCGUCGCAAUUCAAACGGAUGGUUCUGCGACCUGAUGGGAUGGAAGAGGAACUUGAGCCUGAGUAUCGUCGGCUCAUGGGGAAGUUGGAUCAUGCGGAUGAGGUUACGGAUCAGUGCGACGUUUAG
Molecule: messenger RNA, 1356 nt
Organism: Aspergillus mulundensis
Lineage: Eukaryota; Fungi; Ascomycota; Eurotiomycetes; Eurotiales; Aspergillaceae
Exons: 1
Coding region: 1-1356 (451 amino acids)
Biological process (GO): lipid catabolic process
Molecular function (GO): triacylglycerol lipase activity
Source: RefSeq, a predicted model, not a curated record